AUGCUUCUAUUAUUAUUGUAUUUCAUCUAUUUCACCUUUGCUCUUGCUACCGAGAGCCCAAGUGUGUGUAUGAACCAAUUUUUUAUAGUCAAUUUGGGACAUUUAAAAGAUAUGUCUUCGAUUGGUAUCACUGUCUCUCCUGUGGACAGCUGCCUUUCCCAAAUACCCAACGGCACUCUUCAUUCACUGGGAGUCACUAAGAAUGUUGAGUGUUACAUUCAUGAAUCUUUUCUUGAGAUUCAAAACGGGCCAAACGGUGUCUCGAGGUGUGGCGAGUGUUUAGAAAUGACUGGUCCUUCGAUAAUCCCAACCCAAUGUGUUGUCACAGGAACAUUUAAAGUGACACAGAGUGAUGGAUUUACAGAAGAUGAUUUAAAGAAGAUGAUUCUAGUCCCCGAAAACUUGUUUACAAUAGUCUCCACCCCAACACUUCAAAGUAACACACAUUUUGCACAAGUAACAUUGAGAGAGUCGGAUUGUGACACAAACAAAUACACAACAAUUAAAGUUGUUGAAAAACACGAGUCUACUGUAACCAUCACAUUUCUUAAUCAAAUAUUCCCAAUCAAAUCAGUGUUAAUUAACGACGUUGAGUACUUCCACACAACUUUUGGAAGAUUCAAAGUCCCUCUCAUUAAAGAAAAAAUUGUUAUGAAAACGUUUACGUUUGAUGGUCGAGUGGCUAUAUACGAUAACAUUAACUUAAACACUUUAGACUAUGAUAAUCAAUUCAACCAAAUAUCUGAAAACAAACGUGAAAGUUGUUUGUUUAUUCCAUCGAAUAACGUCUAUGUCAACAACUCCAAUCGAGAGCUCAACUACUUCUUUAAAUGGUCGUUCCAUAAAGUAAACCCAGAUCUUUCAAUUAUCAGUUUGAAAGAAACAGACGAGUCAAUACACUUCACAGCAGACCAAAUUAGAACAACUUUUGGUAUUGGCUAUCCAACAGUAAUAAAGAUGUACGUCCACUUCUCACAAUUUUCGAUGGAUUUCGAAGUGAAAAAUUGUUCAACACCGCCAACCUAUGUUUUUGGCACAAUUGGGUAUGGAAGUCAAUUUAAAAAUGAUAUUAAAGAUGCAGUUUUUGUAUGUACUGGAGCUAAUAUUCAGCCUCUUGUAGUUACCACCAAAAUAGGAGAAGGUAGUUAUCGAAUUCGACUCAAAUUUGGAAUACCAAAGACAUGUUAUGGAUAUCUUAACUCAAUUGGAAUCACUUUUGCUAAUGACAUUGGUACCAUCUAUGACGUGAAACAAAUUGAUUUAAUACCCAAAAUGUCUUCUAAACAGGCUCUUUGUGGAAUGGAGUCUUUUACUUGUGGAACAUAUGAAUGCAAUCCAGAAAAUUUGACUGUCAAUUCGUUCAAGCCUGGAUGUGUUCCUAAUUGUGGUUCAUGUCGGAGUGGUUAUGUGUGUUCAAAUGGAAAGUGUAUGACAGCGCCUUCAAAUAACAUUCGAGACUCGACAGACUCUAUUUUCAUAUUCUUCUGUUAUGCGAUAAUUCUAUUUUUACUGUAA
Messenger RNA from Entamoeba invadens IP1, 1515 nucleotides. RefSeq lists its product as hypothetical. The coding region runs from base 1 to 1515 and encodes 504 amino acids. NCBI's taxonomy places the organism in Eukaryota, Evosea, Mastigamoebida, Endamoebidae. The record is from RefSeq and is a predicted model, not a curated record. The transcript has 3 exons.